Molecule: messenger RNA, 1320 nt
Organism: Oreochromis aureus
Lineage: Eukaryota; Metazoa; Chordata; Actinopteri; Cichliformes; Cichlidae
Product: lymphocyte antigen 6B-like
Exons: 5
Coding region: 80-703 (207 amino acids)
Source: RefSeq, a predicted model, not a curated record
CACUGAACAACCGGAUAAGAACUACUUAUAACCUGAACAGAAACUAAACAAAACAUAACUUAUAUCUGACCGUUACACAAUGCAGAUCCUUGUGCUGAUCCUUGGCAUUGUGCUGCUCCCUAAAGUCUGUGCAUUGAAAUGUUACGAAUGCAUACCGGGACCCUCUGGAAGCUGCAAUGAGAGAACAAAAGAAUGCCCUCCCAAUACUCGGUGUGCUUCAGACACAAUGACUUCAUAUACAGGUAGUUACAAACUUGCUGAUUCUAAAAUGAAAACGUGUGCCGCAGCUGAACAGUGCACUGGGGGCUCAGUCAACUUUGGAGGUGCCAGAAUUGUAAUUACCAGCAAGUGUUGCACCUCUGAUCUUUGCAACUCUCAAGAUGCCCCUGAUGGGAGCAUCUCCUCUCCAAAUGGAAAAAAGUGCUUCCUAUGUGAUGAAAUCGAUUGUACCAGAACUCUAACCUGCAAUGGAAAUGAGGACUACUGCAUCUCCACAUCAGUGAAUGUAGCAGGGCAAAACAUAACUGCAAAGGGCUGUGCCUCCAAGCUUAUUUGCUCAAACAUGCAACCUGCACAGAUGAAAGAAUUUAUCAGCGGAGAAAUCAGGUGUUGCCAGGGUGACCUCUGCAACAGCGCCACCAGUACAACUGCCAGCCUUCUGCUCUUUGUGACACUUCUGAUCUCUUUGGUCUUGUUCUCUUAGCUGAUGAAAAAAACAACAUCAGAGCCCAGUUUUUCUUCUCACCUUCACAAUGCUUCCAAUUGUUUCUUCAGAGCUCAGUAAAAAUAGAAAGUUCCAUGAAAAUUAAAAAUAUUCCAUUUUUAUCUUCUCUAUUUAAAAUGUUUUUGGUUACAGGUAAUCUAUAAAUUUACUUUUAGUUUGUAUUUGUUUGUUUAUUGUUUUGUGUUGUAGCCAAGCACCUUUUUAUAUGUAGAGGGGAAAAAGAAUUUGAUUUUGUCCUGUUUGGAUUUCUGUUUUCUCUAAAAAUUCUAAAACAUUUUGAACUGAUACUUGAAAGCUAAAGACGGAAAAAAGAACCUGUAAAAUAAGUUUAUGCAUGAAAAUAUUGUGGAAAAAGAACGUACAAAGUGUGUAUACUCAUUAUUGUUACUUAGAAUCUCCCAGCAGCUAGCUGCCUUCCAUGACUGACACACAGAUGUUCAGUCUGUAUUCUUUUGAGUGUGACAGCUUCAGUCUUCUUUCAGAUCUUGGCAAAGUGGUGACACAUCAGAAUAACUCACAUACAUUAAAAAUCAAUUCAAACUUGUACACUUAAUUCUUUUUCUUUUAAGUCAUUAAAGAUAUAUGUUUUACAAUCA